CUAUUUUCUGGAAUUAUUCAAGCGCGCGGUUGAUCGCUUCGCCAAGUGUUUUUCAACAGAAGAGCCGAUCCCGGUAGUAGUCUUGGCAUUGGUUAUUAGGACAAGGCCCGGCUGGGAUUUUCAGCGCCGCUUCCAGGUGAGCAAUCGCUCUUGUUCGCCCUAGUUCGUUCCUCAACAACAAUCGUCAUUCGUCAGCUGGGGCGCAGCUAGGCAACCUGUCAAUUGCGGGAACAAAGCCGCCCACAGUCUUCAGUCUCGUCGAGUGACGAUACCCAAUUGUAUUCCGAGUUGAGGCAAUUCGCUUGUCAAACUGGACCUAUUAAAAUAUGUCGUUCAUGACACUGUUCAUAACUACGCCGUGUUUUCCGAGUGGUAGCAUCCAGGGUUAGAUACUUCAUCAGUGACGCUUGACCCAUCUUGCAAAGAACUGAAUCUUUUUAUCAAUCUUCGUCUUCUAACAAGUCUCCUAUUGCCUUACUUCAACACUGCCAUCCUUGACAAUUUUGCGUCACGAUUCUUGAAAAUCCUAAAUACCAUAACUUCUUUUCCACGUCACACAAUCAUGCUUAAAUAAGGUGGUCGUGUAGUGCUAAGCCACAACUGAUUUGCCGUCUUGCCGUCUUACGCCCUAUAGUUGAAUAUAAGGCCUUACUUUGCCGUACUCAAAGCUAAGAAGAAACAGAUUAUCACCAUGUCCAACAAAGGCGGCAAUCGGCCUGCGCGCCGUAACUAUGAUACUGGCUUUCCGGAUGCUUUUGCCGAAUACACCACAUCUCUACGCCAUCCGGAUGCAAAUGUCAGCCCUGGAGCCUGUAUUUCGGCGGAAGAUAUUGAUGCGUCAAAAACAUUGCAUCGGACACGUAGAUCGUUUCUAGCAAGACAUAAGCGCACGGUUGCCCACGGUAUCAUAUCUAACGGAACAACCUCUAAACGCGGAAGCCGCACAUCGUUAGUUCUACCCUCGAUUGACAGUGCUGUUGAUGUGGGCGACUUGAAGCAUACGGAUUCGAAUGGCAGCUUUGGAAAUUCGUCGAAAGAUGGGUCCGAUAGCAUACACGGGGAUCGCUGCUCUCUAUCCCUCACCGUAUCGAAUGAAGACGAUGGCGCUGACGAUGGCCGGCAACGGGUCAAGCUCUUCCGUAAAUGGCGGAGUCAGAAGGACUGAUACAGUCCAGAUCAGUUGGUGAUAGGUUAAGGGAUGUUUUGGGUAGCGAGCGGAGGUUGUCAUCUAAAACAUACCUCCUACAGGGGAGUAACGGUGCUUGUGGACCUCUAUUUGGGACCUCGUUUAAAGAUUGCUUUUCUUUCUUUUGUUCAGCAUGGAGUCUGGUUUAGCAUGGCAGCAUG
Molecule: messenger RNA, 1347 nt
Organism: Annulohypoxylon truncatum
Lineage: Eukaryota; Fungi; Ascomycota; Sordariomycetes; Xylariales; Hypoxylaceae
Exons: 1
Coding region: 692-1165 (157 amino acids)
Source: RefSeq, a predicted model, not a curated record